Molecule: messenger RNA, 1089 nt
Organism: Prunus armeniaca (apricot)
Lineage: Eukaryota; Viridiplantae; Streptophyta; Magnoliopsida; Rosales; Rosaceae
Source: the annotation of a GenBank genome assembly
AUGAGUCUUCCACCAGGGUAUAGGGUUACCGGUGAAACAGGGAACGUAUGCAAAUUGAAAAAGGCGAUGUACCGGUUAAAGCAGUCUCCUCGGGCAUGGUUUGACAGAUUUACCACCGCUAUGAAGAAGUUUGGUUACCAACAGGCCAAUACUGAUCAUACUCUAUUCAUUAAACAUAGGGCUGAAAUCGAGAGACUGCAGAAACAUUUAGCAUCUGAAUUUGAGAUGAAAGAUUUGGGCAGUCUGAAAUAUUUUCUAGUUGUGGAAGUCACUCGAUCUAAACAUGGCUUAUUUCUUUCACAAAGGAAGUAUGUCAUGGAUCUGCUAGCAGAUACUGGAAUGCUUGACUGUAAACCAGCUGAUGCACCUAUUGUUGAGAAUCAUAAACUUGGUGUUUAUGUGGAUCAGGUCCCAACCAAUAGAGAAAGAUACCAAAGGUUGGUUGGGAGAUUGAUUUAUUUAUCAUUGACACACCCUGAUAUUACUUAUGCUGUAAGUGUUGCUAGCCAAUUUAUGCAUUCACCUAGUGAAGAUCAUAUGGCUGUUGUGAUGCGUAUUUUGAGUUACUUAAAGUCUGCUCUUGGGAGAGGUUUAUUAUUUAAGAAAAAUGGUCACUUGGAUCUAAAAGGUUACAUUGACGUAGAUUAUGCAGGGAAUAUUACAGAUAGACGUUCUACAUCAGGUUACGUCACCUUUUUUGGUGGUAAUCUAGUUACGUGGCGUAGCAAGAAGCAAAACGUUGUGUCUCGAUCCUCUGCAGAGUCUCAGUACAGAGGGAUUGCCCAAGGGGUUUGUGAAAUACUAUGGUUGAGGUGGUUACUUGCUGAAAUUGGGUUUAGACCGAAUGCUGCUACAAAGCUCCACUGUGAUAAUCAGUCUGCAUUUGAAAUUGCUAACAAUCCGGUGCAACAUUAUCAAACUAAGCAUGUAGAAGUUGAUCGGCAUUUCAUUAAGGAGAAGCUGGAGCAUAAGUUAAUUUCUAUACCUUUUGUGCCUUCUUCAGAGCAGCUUGCAGAAAUGUUGACCCAUGCCGUGUCAAAGCGCCGAUUUGAAGACUCACUUGACAGGUUGGGCAUUACCGAUAUCUAA